Messenger RNA from Tigriopus californicus, 1104 nucleotides. RefSeq lists its product as uncharacterized. NCBI's taxonomy places the organism in Eukaryota, Metazoa, Arthropoda, Copepoda, Harpacticoida, Harpacticidae. The transcript has 2 exons. The coding region runs from base 352 to 816 and encodes 154 amino acids. The record is from RefSeq and is a predicted model, not a curated record.
UCCUUCCUGCUAGCCAGCACGGGUUCUGCGUACAUGUUAGCACGGUUACCCAACUGAUUGAGCAUUUAGAGCAGGUCAUUGAGGGAUUGGAAAGGCACGAGUCAGUUGAUGUUGUCUAUCUUGAUUUUGCCAAGGCCUUUGACAGAGUAGAUCAUGGCCUUUUGUUGAAAUCCAAAUGUUGAAUAAAGUUGCUGAAAAGAGAGUGCUAGCCAUUAUUACUCAGUUUUCUUGUGUGGUAACAGAAUUUCAAGGCAUUAAAAUCAUUAAGACUCGUACUUGUGUUUGUUUUCUUUUAGGCCUGAUUUGGAAAGUUUCAAAAGACUCCCAAAGUCAGUACAAGAAGUGGGAUUGAUGGCUAACCGACGUGGAACUGUAUUUGACUUUGAUCGAGACGGAAAACUGGAAAUAGGGAUGGGAGAAAUUAUGACCAAAGGAGCUUCAUUUGUCGUUGGAGUGUCCAGGACCGCGUCCAUUUCAUUUGUAAAUCCGAGAUGGUACGGCAAAUACAUCGGAACUGAACCCAUUCACGCCCCGUGGCAAGUGGUAAUCUUUUUCCCCAAAUACGCCCCUUGGGGUCCAUUCGUGAACAACCUAACGAUGCGAAUCGUGGAUUCCGGGAUCAUGGACCAUCUUGCUAGCCCUCUUAGUACGAUCAACAUAAAAGAAGAGGACGUCUUUGAAGCGAUCCGUUUGGAACAACUCCUGGCCGCCUUUAUUUUAUUGGCGGGGGGCUUGACUCUGGCCGCCGUGGCGUUUUCGUUUGAACUACUCCAGUUUCGCAAAUUUCGUCAGGCACGUUCAGGCACGCAGUGCUGAACAAUUGCAAGUAAAAUAGUAAUGUUGAAAUGUCUGCACAAUGGAUGGCAAAAGCGAUGUUUAAUUUGCAGUGCAAGUUGGUCUUUGUAAAACAUCAUUUUUCACAUCACCAUGAACGUCCUUCAUCUUUGUUGUUUUCGUGACUAAAUCGGAGGAAAUAGUGUUACAAAAGUCGUUGCAUCUUUAUUUCGAAUGAUUAUGUUUACGAACCUUUCAGCCGCUACUGAGAAAGUUUGCCCCCCUUGAAAUAAAGGAAGUAGUUAAUUUAUUUAAUCUUAUAUGUUAAAA